Durio zibethinus is the source of this 1705-nucleotide messenger RNA. Its product is annotated as transcription factor bHLH92-like. The record is from RefSeq and is a predicted model, not a curated record. Gene Ontology annotation, molecular function: protein dimerization activity. Lineage: Eukaryota; Viridiplantae; Streptophyta; Magnoliopsida; Malvales; Malvaceae.
AACUCAGAGAAAUCAAGCAAUCCAGGACAAUGGAAGAGCGUUAUAUAUAAACGUUUCGAGUCAAGAUAUGAAAAAUUCCCGGUAAAGCAAAAGGACAAGCCAUGGACCAGUUGAUAAAACAACUGUUGCAGGGUGAAACCUUCUGGUAUGAAACUACCCCUGCUCCACCUGUCGGCCGAAGUGCUUUUGUGCCAUAUGCAAAUACACCUAAAAUUGAACUGAGGUUACAGAGUGCUGCAGGUUGUACCAAUGGAGUUAGCUCUGGAAACGCGAACAAGAGAAUGAUUGAAUUCUUGAGGAAGAGUUGGCUUACAACGACAGAAACCAAAGAUACCCAGAAAGAGAGGAGUUUCCAUCACAUGAUGAAUGAGAGAAAGAGAAGAGAGAAGCAGAAAAGAAGCUACUUUGACUUGCAUUCCAUGCUCCCUCUUGGCACCAAGAAUGAUAAGAACUCGAUUGUUCAAACGGCAAUCAAGAGAGUUCAGGAGCUGGAAUGGCUAAAGAAGGAUCUGGAGGGGAGAAACAAUGAGCUGCAGGCAACAUUGGCUGCAAUGAACGAGAACCAACAUACUGAAGGAACCAAGAUUAGAGUCAGGAUAGUCAAUCCAAAAUCUGGGAUUGAUUCCAUGUUGGCGGUUUUGAAAUGCUUGAAGCAAUUGGGUUCGAAACCCAGAAUGAUUCAGUCAAAGUUUACAAAUCAAGAAUUCCUUGCAGUGAUCGAUAUUGAAACUGAGGUUUACCCUGUUUCUUCCUUAAUAUUGAUUCAUCUUAUGCAUGUAAAUACCGUACAGUUCACCCUUCAACAUUUAUUAGAUGGGAGGUGCCGAAGUAGAAAACGCUGUAAAUAGAACAUUGCAAGAAGCUGAGAGGAAGCUUCAGGAACGUUGAAACCAGAUGCUAAACAAAAGAAGGUUGAUCAAAUUUUCUAAUCUUACACCAAUGGAAAACCACAAGUGUCACCAAAGAACAUAGAAGAAGGGCAAAAAGAUCAGGUCAAUAGACCAUAAACUAAUUAAUUUAGUUAAAAAGUGUAGCAGUAACAAUUACUAACGUGGGAAAUAUGGGCCAAUUUAGUUGCUAAUAAUAACAGGUUUGAAUUCUUAUUUGUCUAAAAUGUUUCUCACCUUCUGAAUUUGAAUUGGCUGAUUUUGCUUGGACCGUGAUGCAAUCUGACUUAAGAGAGCAAAGAUCGUCUUCACUCUUGAACUGCAAUAGUUUUUUUUUUUUUUUUUUUUUUUUUUUUAAAUAGGCUUUGGAAAAAGUCAGCUCUCUGGACGUUAGGUGUUUGAAAAUUGUGGUAGAAUUCUUAUUUGUCUAAAAUGUUUCUCACCUUCUGAAUUUGAAUUGACUGAUUUUGCUUGGACCGUGAUGCAAUCUGACUUAAAAGAGCAAAGAUCGUCUUCACUCUUGAACUGCAAUAGUUUUUUUUUUUUAAAUAGGCUUUGGAAAAAGUCAGCUCUCCUGACGUUAGGUGUUUGAAAAAUGUGGUAGAGAUUAGAAAGCCUAGUUAAAACUACUAUUGCUACUACUGUAAUGUUUUGAUUCAUUAAAUGUUGCAAAUUACUUGGUUAUAUUUGCUCGUUAGAGGAUAGGAAGAACAAUACAAAUUUGGGCAUUCAUCUAUUUUUAUUCAUCAUUUUUACUCUCACCUGUGUUGUUCAAAAUGAUCAUGCUGCGACUGCCAUAGAGAAAUUGUGUUUAACAA